This is a messenger RNA of Patella vulgata (common limpet), 1711 nucleotides long. RefSeq names its product pre-mRNA-splicing factor syf2. Lineage: Eukaryota; Metazoa; Mollusca; Gastropoda; Patellidae. The record is from RefSeq and is a predicted model, not a curated record. Gene Ontology annotation, cellular component: catalytic step 2 spliceosome; Prp19 complex; post-mRNA release spliceosomal complex. The coding region runs from base 118 to 810 and encodes 230 amino acids. The transcript is spliced from 7 exons.
UUAUUAUACACCUCCAUGGUCGAAACUGAAAUUCAGUGGAAGAAGGCAGAUAACUCCGUUUUAAUAAAAUCUGGAUGAUCAAGACUACAAAGCUCUUCACGAAAAAGGUUAUCCAAAAUGGCGUCUGCAGAUGUUGCAGCUGGACCGUCUACUUCAAAACCAAGUGCUAAAGAUCGGAUGAACAGAUUACGUGAACUGGAACUUCGCAUGAAUGAGGCUCGUAAAUUAAACCAUGUAGAAGUGGUGGCAGAAGAUGAAAGGAAAAAAAGGCCUGCAAAUUUUGAAGCUAAAAGGAAAAGAACAGAAUGGGAAGAUGAACAAGAAAAAUUAAGAGAGGAUUGUACUAAACGAGGAGAAGAUUUUGAUCGUGUGAAGGUUUUAGAUCAAGGCGCUGAUGAUGUUGAAAGAUGGGAAAAGAAAAAGAAGAAGAAAAAUCCAGACAUCGGCUUUUCAGACUAUGAACAAGCUACACACAGACAAUAUUCUGGACUAGCCAAAAAAUUGAAACCCGAUAUGAAAGAAUAUGGUCGACAGAAAGAAAAAUUAGGAGAAGAUUUUUAUGCAUCAUCUAAUACACUGGGCUUGCAUCAACAAAAAUCUUCAGAUGAUGCCAUUAAUAGAAUGGUAGAUGAUUUAGAAAAACAAAUUGAUAAAAGAACUAAAUACAGUCGCAGACGACAAUUUGAUGAUGAGGCUGAUAUUGAUUACAUUAACGAAAGAAACAUGAAAUUUAACAAAAAACUGGAGAGAUUUUACGGAGAUUACACAUCGGAGAUCAAACAGAAUUUGGAGAGAGGGACGGCUGUUUAGAUUAUCAGUUUCAUUUGUAUAUAUUGUAAAUAUUAAAUAAGAUUGGAAAAUUUAGCUGAUUUUAUUAUCAGUCAAAUUACAUGCCAUCAGAUUGGGUGUUAAAAAGAUUUUAAUUUUAAAAUGUAAUAAACCCAAUUAAAUUUGUAGAUUUUAUGUAGGAAAACACUUGUAGUGAAUUGAUAAAUUUAAACAACUGGUCUAUUACUAAUCUAAGAAAAACUAAAUACAACAACAACUAACUGGUUGAUAACAUUUUAAAGUGAGAGAUCUCAUGUGUACAUAUUGUAAAUAUUACUAUAUAAGCUAUUCUAAGGGCUUUGAUUGUAUUGAAUAUGAUAUACCUGGGACUUUGGAGAUUAUACUCAUAGGGAUAGGUGCUUGUUAGAUUAUUGCUUUCAUCUGUUUAUAUUGGUAUUUCAUUGAAGUAUAUGCAAAUUUCUUUUUAAUUCAGUUUCUGUUUGAAUUGUCUUCAUGAAAUCUGAAGCUCAAGUAUUUUUAUUGGCUGAGAGAUAAGAUUUUAGGACCAUUUCACAACGAAAAGACUAAUUUCUUAUUAACAUUAGGGGAUACGUGGUUAGUACAAUUAGAUUCAGAACCAGAAAUCCCCAGUCUGAAUUUGAUUGUGGGCUGUGAAGAAUCAUCAGGACUUUUUAAGCCUGGUCUCCACUUGCUAGGUGUAGCACCUACAGGGUUGAUAAGCAAAGUGUGUGUGUCUAGUCAUUCGGCAAACAACAUGGUCCAUUGAACAGCAGCGACAAUAACAAUGAAAACUUUGAUUAGAGGUCAUAUGUAAUAAGAAGUUUACUACCUGUGUAUCCAUAAAAUUGUAUAUUGUGUUACUCUUUGAUUGUGUAAAGAAUGAUAUAUGUAUCAUGAAUAAAGAUAUGGUUUAUUAAAUGUU